CAACUCACCUUACGAAACAAACUACAAAUCAUUAUACAUUUAUAAGAAUAUAUAUAUAAAUAUAUAGCCACUGUUUCAGGAUAUCCAAAUAUAUAUAUAAGAAAUGGCGGCUUCGGCAACUUCGGAUCAAUUAAUCAAAAGCGGGUAUUGUGUUGUAAAAGCGGGAAGAGACACUGUGGAAACUAAGGAAGCAACCCACUUCACUCACCUCUAUUACGCCUAUCUACAACUUAAUGACCUAGGAGAACUGAUAAUCCAGAAGACUCUGGAUAUUGAAAAAUUCAUUGAAGCAGUUGAUAGAGCAGAUAAAAUACCUAUGUUAUCGAUUGGCGGUCCGAAACAAGAAAAACCAGGAGCUACUGACCCCGCGGUUGCUAUCUCUGGAAUGGUAAAUGAUCCGGUAAAACGUAAGAAUUUCAUCAAGUCAAGCAUUGACUUUGCUGAAAAGUUUGGAUUUAAGGGUAUUGAACUUGCUUGGGAAUAUCCUAGAACAGAAGCUGACAUGACUAAUCUAGAAGAUCUUUUCGAAGAUUGGUCCAGCGAAGCAUCGGGAUCAGGGCUUCUAUUAGGUUUGAAAGUUUAUCGGGCACCAGAAUUACCUACCAUUAACGCGAAAAACAAUCUCAAAUAUCCUCUAACUGAUGACUUCAUCAAAUGUGUUGAUAUUUUCAACAUAAUACUUUACAACUACUUUCCUAUCACUUGUGCACAUAGCCAAGUCGAUAGUAGUAAGACAGUCUCUGUCAAUUGCACCAGCGAUGCAAUUGCUCUUUGGAGCAAAACUAACGUUCCAAAGACAAAAUUGGUGAUGGGUAUUCCAUUGUUCGGUAAGGAAUGGAAAUUGGCUUAUCCAAGUGAUGAAAACAAAAUUGGGUCACAAGUUAUUGCUUACAAUGGUAACAUAUCCUAUGGAGAGAUUCAAAACCCAGAAGGAGGGGCUUUUGAUGCCACCACUAAGACAAUGUACAUGACUCAAGGUGAUUCUUGGUAUGGGUAUGAUGGUAAACGUUCCAUAAAAUCAAAGAUUGACUAUCUUAAGCAAGAAGGACUUGGUGGGUAUUUCUUACAUGCUAUCAGGGAUGACGACGAUGACCAAACCCUUGCUAAAACUGCUUCAAAGGCAGCCAAAUAAGCAUAAGUGCGAUCGAGAUUGAUCAUCAAAAAUAUGGCAAACUAUAAAAUUAAGCUUUUCUUAAUUAAUUUGGUAUUAAUUUAUGUUUGUUCUGUUGAAUAAAGCUAAGAGAGGGAUACCUUUUAUUAGCACUAAUGUUAUUGUAUUCUACUACUAUUUUCUAUCUUAUGUAUUGUGGAAUAAUUAAAUAAAAAUCAUGUCUUUGUGUUUUAUAUAA
This is a messenger RNA of Cannabis sativa, 1349 nucleotides long. Its product is annotated as class V chitinase-like. Gene Ontology annotation, cellular component: extracellular region. Gene Ontology annotation, molecular function: chitin binding; chitinase activity. Bases 104 to 1132 code for a protein of 342 amino acids. Lineage: Eukaryota; Viridiplantae; Streptophyta; Magnoliopsida; Rosales; Cannabaceae. The transcript is spliced from 4 exons. The record is from RefSeq and is a predicted model, not a curated record. Gene Ontology annotation, biological process: chitin catabolic process; carbohydrate metabolic process.